This is a messenger RNA of Lachancea dasiensis, 384 nucleotides long. NCBI's taxonomy places the organism in Eukaryota, Fungi, Ascomycota, Saccharomycetes, Saccharomycetales, Saccharomycetaceae. The record is from the annotation of a GenBank genome assembly.
AUGGAAAACGGUAAUCAAUCAGGCGAUCUACAGCAGCCGGAAACAGUUGAUAUUCCUCCCACGCGUUUCGAGGUGGAAUUGGAAUUUGUGCAGUGUUUGGCAAAUGUCCCAUAUGUGUUGUUCUUGCUCAGCCAACAACAAAUCUGGCGGGACCCAAAGUUCAAAGCAUAUUUGAAGUAUUUGGAGUAUUGGUGCGAGCCUCCUUACGCUCAGUGCAUCGUGUAUCCUAAUUGCCUGUUCAUGCUCCGACUCUUGAACGGGUUCAUGGCGUCAGCGACGGUUAAUGAAGAUGGUCUUCUGGAGGGCCACGAAGACCUUCCCAAAGUACUCCAAAGCCAGGGUAGUCAGUGGAUGAACGAAAUGGUAGAAAGGUGGAGCACGUGA